AUGACAAGUUGGAAUCGUGAUUCAAACCAUAAACCAGAGAAAGUAGUUGGAAUUGCAGCUGCCACAUAUGUCAUUACCUCGACCAGAGAACCGUGCAUCCAUGACCAGAAAAAGAGCAAUACACGUCUUGAACCCUCUUUGAUGAAAGACAAGAGCAAAAAGGAAGAUGCGUCUUCAACAUCAAAACCUGGCACUGUAUCCGAACAAUUUUUAGGUGAAGGUUCAAAGAAAGUUUCAGAAAGAGCAGACAGCAAAGUGCCAGUAAUCAAUGCUGCAUAUGAAACGGAACGUAGACGUGUGCCAUCAUUUAAAAGACCUCUUAGUUUUUCCGAUCAAAUGGGCAGCUCUAGCCGCACACAACUCGGAAGUUCCCAGAACUCUGAAACACUUUACAGUCAACCAGAAAGUGCAGCGCCAAGACCAGACCAACAUAUCAUGAAACCAGGAAUUCCAGCAACAAGACCCGAACUGCCUCCAACUAUUAACCCUGUGGCUCCAGUGACAGAAGCCGAAAGACAAAGUGGAGUAAGGGCAGGGUCAGAGCAGGCAAAAGCAGAUUCUUGGGAGAAGGCUCAGAUGGCUAAGAUCAAAGAACGGUAUGUGAAGUUAAAUGAAACCAUAGCUGCCUGGGAGGAAAAGAAAAAGAAGAAGGCCAGAAGCAAGCUGGAAAAAGCAGAGAAGAGCGAAUCGGAGAAAAAGAUAGCAAAAGCAUUGGCAAAAUUUAGGAAUGAAAUGGACUACAUCAAACAAGUUGCAGAUGGAGCAAGAGGAGAGGCAAAGGCAAGGCAAAGAAAUGACGAGCUUAAAGCAAAGGGAAAGGCAAAUAUAAUUAGAACAACAGGAGAGCUUCCAGUGACAUGCUUCUGCUGUCAAACUUAACUGAUACUGUAGCAUCAUGAGUUUGAAGUUAACAUAUGUAAAGAUCAUUAACACAAUGCGACUAACUAAAGGAUGCCAAUCACAAGUGGAAACACCAUAAUUUGAAUUAUUUAGCACUUGUUCCAAUCAAGAAUUCUUCAAGAACCUUGUGUAGCUUUACUAAUAUUUCUGAUAACUGAUGUU
Molecule: messenger RNA, 1062 nt
Organism: Hibiscus syriacus
Lineage: Eukaryota; Viridiplantae; Streptophyta; Magnoliopsida; Malvales; Malvaceae
Product: remorin 1.4-like
Exons: 4
Coding region: 1-879 (292 amino acids)
Source: RefSeq, a predicted model, not a curated record